AUGGUGGGUACCCUGGCUCAGACAGAUCUCCUAUGGAGGAUACCGCCAUGCGACGAAUACGAUACCAAGGCACAUAAUAUUCUGUGCAAUACCACGGCUUUGUAUUACUUCCGUGUUUUGCGGUGGUGUGACCGCAUUCGAAGGCACCGAGAAGCCUGUAGAACACGGGGUUUGAAGGAAGUUCGUCGCCUUCCGAUAUAUGGGCUCCCCGUUACGAAUUUUAGCAUCGAAGAGGAUGACAGUAAUGUCACAAUUGAAUGGUCCCAUUUCAACAAUGUGCGGUCUGUUGACACUGGAAAUUACCAUAGAUACUAUUGGCUUGGGCCAGAUCCAACUUGGCCAAAUCGAAGACUUGGUAUCCGCUUCAGCUCUCGUGCCGACGCUGAAGAUUUCAGGACUAGUCUAAGUUCAAACAGCUACCCACCCCCAGAUUGCAUCCACUUGUCAGAUGCACAUUAUCUCGUCCCAACUCGGAUUGGGAAUCAGGUUCUUCGCAAUCUUUCUCGACUCCCAGAUAUACGCAUGAUAGAUCGGGAGGAGUUAGAUGAAUACGAGGCAAAUCCAGAUGAGGAGCCUGAGUUUGUGUCUUGCUUUACCAGCGUCCGGGAUCAACAGGAACUUAACGUCGGCGCGCAAGCAAGGGGCAUCCCCAUGCCUGAAAUGCACACCCUCUAUCUAGUGCGCAAGUCACUAACGAGGAAAAUUCCGAAGCUCAUUAGUAAGCCUCUUGGUCUGGUUUUUGAAAAAGAUCUGAAAGUACGCAUUAGCGGAUUGGAGUCAGUGGCCUAUGAGGCCACGGAGCGACUGAAUGGGCCACCCGAGGAGAAAACCGCUCGUAAAAUUCGAAAAAGGCGCUGCUUUGACCAUGACCUCGACAUGAGCAUCCCCCCCGGAGCUUUGACCUCGGUGGAUGAUGGUUCCAGAUUGUUGAUCAUCGACGACGGCGAUCGCGCGAAAGCUGACGGGGCUGCUGGCAUCUUGAAUUUCCUGAAAUGGUUGACAGGCUGGCAAGUGCGUCUGUUAUGUCACGUGUCGGGCAUACAGUGCUUUAUGAAACGCCUACUGUUAAUCUGGGAGGACUCUGAAAGAGGCGAGCGGUGGGUCACAAUGCAUCCCGACAAGGCCAAUUCCGGAUCAAAACGUUGGAUGCAUGGCAAAUUAUGGCCGGUCCCUGUGCGAAGCAGCGACAGCCACGAAUUGACUUGCGACUUCACUGUCUCACACUUUUGGAAGUGCGAAGGACUUGACAUAGCUCACUUUGCGGAUGAGAGACAUUCGAGCUCUAGUAGGGCCAGCUCACGAGAAACAAGUUCAUCGACUCAAGAAGAAGACAAUUCGGAAUACAUGAAAUUCCGCAUCAAAUUUUGUGGUGUUGAUGAUAUCUACCAGUGCCUUGCAUAUGCGGGAUUCAUCGCCGCCUUGCUUUGGCUCCAGGCAUUUAGAAACCAACGAAGAGAUCGCGCUCGAGCACAGUACCGCGAGCCUGAGAAGGCAAUCCCACGACGCAACGAUCCGCAAGCGUUUCAAGACAAAAGCGAUACGCCUGUAACAGGCGAAAUACUUCAUAAGACAUGGCCACUUAAACAACAGAGUACACUGGAGCUUGAAAAGGGCCUGCUGAUUCAUGGCGAGAAGGAAGAGCCGCAAAAUCCAGCGUCCGAGGCCAAAGGUGGGAGACUACCUCACGACAUAGAAAAUGAUCCUCCAACUUCGGGGAUUGAGCCUCAGAAUACAGAACAACGGUGUGCAGUAGACCCAAAUUCUGCCGCCGCUGAAAAGUUGCCGCCUGUCUCUGUGACAUUGCGUCUGCGUAACCUACCAGCGUCCAUGACGAAGCUGGAGCUUGGUAAGGUUCUUGCACAACUGUGGCCAGUAGAAGAUCACGGCAACACAGCCGAAGCAAGUAGCCGUCUUCUCAGAGUGUCAUUGAUCCCGUCAGUCGAAGCCAAGGGUUUGGCUCACAGGCAAACUGCUACCGUCUGCCUUGCUCAGCCUCGCCCGCGGCUGGAAGCACACCUGAAGAAAGUAGUAGGUUUCCUUGAAGGCGAGGUUCAGAUACGACAUGCAGGACACAAUCAUGAAAUCUUCGUUGACGACCAUUUUCACGGCUUGACGCCGCUCUACUCGCGUGGAAAUCGACAUAUUGACAUUGUAGCUGUUACAGGAUGGCAUGGCAGAGCCUUCUGGUCUUGGAAACCUGCCGAUGCUGGACACAUGUGGCUCCGCGACUGGUUGGGGCCGGACCUAAGCAACCAGAAUUGUCUAGCUCGGGUAUACACUUACGGCUAUCCAUCGCAGGUUGCUGCAAGCGACAGUGACGCGAGCGUCCGAGACUAUGGCCAGACCUUGCUGCAUCAUCUUGUGGCUGCACGAUCAGGCGAUAUCAAAGCUGGACAUAGUACACCUUUGGUAUUCAUUGGCCAUAGCCUGGGAGGCCUAGUUAUCAAACAGGCCUUGAAAGACGCAGCGCAGAGUGUUAAACCAGCUGAAAAGGAUGUUGCACAAUCUUUGCUUGGGUGUAUCAUGUUCGGUGUACCAAACUUGGGAAUGCACAACGGGUCACUGCUUCCGAUGACUGAGGGUCGCCCAAACGAGACUUUCGCGCGGACUCUUGGUGUUGAAUCCCACUAUCUCCCGGUACUGGACGAAGACUUCUCCAUCCAGUUCACUCAGCAAAAAGUACCGAUGAUCGCGAUCUAUGAGACUUUGGAUAGCCCAUCUGUCAUAAAGAAGGGUCUUAAAUGGUCGCGCACUGGGCCCAAAGUCCGCAGUGUCUCCCGAACGUCUGCUUGCAGCCGAAGCACUGAACAGGUCCCGUCACACACUGACCAUUCCGACUUGGCGAAAUUCAAGAAUCCGUAUAGUGAAGUCUAUCAGACUGUUGUAGCGAGAAUAAUUGAAUUCUCACAGCGUCGCGUGCGCAAUUCCAUAUCGCACAUUGGGGUGCCGUCUUCCCUAGACAGACAUUUCCUGGGGAGAGAUUCGGUACUCGCAGAGAUAGAAGAUUGUCUCGUGUCAGCCGAGGGCCCCCAGGUUUUUGUUCUUGUCGGCACUGGCGGAAUGGGUAAAACCCAGAUUGCCCUUAAGCACAUCUCGAUGCGGUCAGAUAUGUAUAGUCGAGUGCUCUGGAUUCGAUCUGACACAGAACAAAACUUGAAGGAAAGCUUUGAAGGUUUCGCGGUAGCUCUGGGCUUGUCUCACGAUAAUGAUUGUACGCAAGCUGUAUUGCGGCACCUUGCGAGUACUGGACAAAAGUUCUUGUUGGUAUAUGACAACCUCGAUGAUGCGGCACUUGUACGAACAAUUGGAGACAGUCACCGCAAUCUUUGGUUGGCAGAUUGCAGAGUUAUGAUCACCACCAGAAACAGGGAGUACCUUACUUUUCAAACAGAGCAUUGCAAUUUGGAGCCGCUUCAACGCUCCGAUGCCUACACUCUACUUGGUAGGCUCCUUGCUGGUGGGAGGACCAAUCCAUAUGGGAAAUCGUCAGCACUGGAGGAUAUCUGCACUGCUUUGGGUAAUCUGCCGCUGGGAAUCCAGCAAGCAGCAGCAUACUUAAAUUACAGCGAAAUGGACCCUAGCACUUAUCUCAAUCAGCUGAGAAGAGACCCAGGCCUCACACUAAAAUAUGUCGGUAGAUGGUGGCCUUACAAGUUGACUCUGUUGGAAGCCUGGGAGACAAGUCUAGCACAGGUUUGUCAGCAAACAUAUGCAAGCAAAUGGUUCUCACUGUGCUCUCUACUCGACAAGCAAAUACCCACCCGCAUCUUCGAUUUAUCACGCCGGCGCUUGUCCAGGGACCCGGGCGCACUCGACGAUGAUCUUCGUCAGCAGAUCGAUUGGCUGUAUUCUGUGCCAGAGUUUAAGUCAUGGUCGGCUGACUGCUUACGGAACCACUUACUGCCACUCACUGGUCUUUCGUUAGUGAAGGCCCGCGAACAGGACGGGGGCACGUUGUUUGACUUAUAUCCACUUAUACGGGAAUGGGCGAGGCUUCGAUUAGCGCCGGCAGAGAAGCGCCAUUAUCUCAUUCAAGCAGCGGUCCUAUUGCAGUAUUGUCUCGAGGAGCUCGCCUACGAUGUGCAGUCCGAACAAGACCAGAGUACGGCAUUUCUGAACCAACGGUGGUUACUGCCGCAUGUUCAUUCCUGCAUUGAGUUCUCAACCCGUUAUCUCGGAAUUGACAUCGCUAAAGUGAUUCCACUGCAGUCCUCUGCUGCUUUUGCAAUGCUGUUGAUACACGAGAGCAAGUAUGCUUUGGCACAAUCUAUGCUGGAGAAAGCUCUUCCCAGUGUGCCACUCUAUCAACCACGAGAGCUCGUAGCUCGCCGGGUGCUGGCAUUAGCACUUCGGAGACAGGACAAGUUGGAAGACGCCUUGAAAAUUCAGCAAGUGGUUGUGCAGGAAAUGACGUCAAAUUCGACCUUGCCCCAGUCUCAGCUUGAGGACGUGCUGCUUGCGGAAGAAGAACUUGCAACUAUCUACCGCGACCUGAAAAGGUAUGAUAUUGCAUGUGCUAUUCAGAUAGGAGUUGUCCAGAGGUCUGACAGCCAUUUUGGGGCCAACCACCUGCGAAGCCUCCACGGACAGGCUUGCCUGGCCACGAUUCUUUCAAGAACCCGACGGUACGUUGAGGCCGCCGACAUUGAAAGCCGAAUCUUGGAAGUCUAUGAAACCAUGUAUCCCGACAGACCAGAGAUAUUUACGAAGAAAAGAAAUCUUGCCGUGUCUUACUACAACCUCGACAGAUUUGAUGAUGCUGUCGAAUUGGAGUGCGACGUUCUUAAUGGCAUACGAGAUCUGUACGGGGACGAUCAUUUGGAGACGGCCGCUGCAAUGCAUAACCUGGGCGCAACGUAUUUUGAGCUUGGGCAUAUGCGGGAAGCCAAAUCGCAUUUGUCGAACGCCCUCUCCAUCAGGCGCAUAACCUUGGGCGAGUCUCAUAGGCGUACUCUCAAAACAGCGGAACUUCUCAAGAGGGCAGAAACGCAUGAUGUGGCGCAUCACCUACCGAAAGAGUUAAGGUCUCUGCAACGAGACUCAGGCAUUGGAUAA
Molecule: messenger RNA, 5055 nt
Organism: Neoarthrinium moseri
Lineage: Eukaryota; Fungi; Ascomycota; Sordariomycetes; Amphisphaeriales; Apiosporaceae
Exons: 13
Coding region: 1-5055 (1684 amino acids)
Molecular function (GO): ADP binding; protein binding
Source: RefSeq, a predicted model, not a curated record